UAUGCUUGAUUCUGCAAUGAUCACAACUUUGCCAAAUACAGGGGAACAGAAGUCACCACGUUUAUUGUGCAAGUGUCAGUUUUUUAACCUUGCAACCACGAAUGAUUUAUAUACAUGUACUAUCUAUUUUGGAAAAAAGAAUAAUGGCUCCUUUACUUAUGCCAACAACGUCUGCUGUUUCCUUAAUAGGUGUUGAGAGGGGCAAAGUCGACUUUCAACAAAUGGGAAUUGAUAAUUUCCACUGCGAACCUGUGUCGUUUAAUAACACUUUUUCCAGUGAAGCAUCUGUGCGAGUAUUUACUUCAGUUAAUCAUGGUAACAAGACAACAGGAGUUCAUGAUCCCGCCUUUAUUUGGGUAGAAGAUGUGACAACAAGUGGUUUUAAGACCUGUCUAGUGCAAGCUGGUCGAGGAACUGGGGUGAACACAACCAUCGAUUGGUUUGCAUUCCAAGGUUCCCAAUCAGGAGUUUAUCACGGAGAGACCACUUUUAGCCUGUUUACUACUGGAACAAAAUGCAAUCAACUGGCCUUUUCCCAGGCCUUUUCUGCAGUGCCUAAAGUUCAAGUUACUGUGAAGCAUAAAACUCCAAACCAAAAGCAGGACGCCAUGAGUGUUUGGAUUGAAAAUGUCACCACAAGUCAGUUUGAAGUUUGUUUAAGAGAGUCAAGGACAUUUGAUGGACCCCACAGUAAUCUCGCGGUGAACUGGAUGGCAUACGAGAAUUACCCGUCGUCGUGGGCCGUUAAAGAGUCCUCGGAGAUCGUAUUUUCUGAAAACGAGGUACCAACUGCAGGGAACAAUUAUGCGUUAUGCAAGAGUGUGAACUUUACCAGUCCAUUUUACGCACCACCUGUUGUACUCACAACAGUUGUUAAUGGCGGCAGUAACAGUGCCAGCCUCGCUUGUCCACUGAAAGAUCCUUUAAGCAGCUGGCUGGAGGAAGUGACGAAUUACCACUUUCGAGUGUGCAUCAAAGAUGACGCGGGCUACGAUGGCCAGAGGGAUAUUGUACAUGUAGACUAUUUGGCUAUAGGAGAUCUUGAUCCCUGCGGAAAUGCGACCUGCAAAUACCACAGUCACUGUGUGUCCAUAGCUCCACACCAGUUUGCUUGUCGUUGUAAGGACAACUGCCCGUCAUAUGAAGAACAGGUCUGCGCUUCUAACGGUCGCACAUACACCAAUUUAUGCUUGCUAAAACGCGAAAUCUGUCAGACACGUGGAAAUUUUACGCACUAUCAUCCUGGAAGUUGCACAGGUUUUCCACUUCAGAGAGGUAGAAACACGUUUAAGAACAUACCUUCCUGGGAGGAAGAUCAAUGUGACGUCAUCAAGUUUGAACCGUACAUAUUUUACCCGCACCAGAAAAUAUACAUACAACUUACUGUUAACCACUUUAAUUACUCUGAUUCCACAUUCGUACACGAGGCCACUAUACCUUGGGUUGAAAGCGUUAACAUCAGUCAAUUCACCGCCUGUGUUACUCGAGCUGGCAGGAAUGACUAUCCUUCAAAUAGCUUCGCCACAGUUGAUUGGAUAGCCUAUCAGGGUGCGCCGUCUGGGGGAGUAGCAGGAGAAGAAAAGUUCUCUAGCUGGUGGACUGGGACUAGCUGUCGGACGGUCACUCUUCCAAAUGAAAAAUUUUCCAUCCCACCGACGGUAUUUGCCACAGCCGAACACUUCAGAUCAGGUCUGAAGCAUGAUGCUACAAGCGUGUGGCUCGAGGACGUCUCAGCGAGUGCCUUUAAGAUUUGUCUCCGGGAGCUUCAAAACUUUGCAGGAGUUCAUGACGACAUCUCGGUUAAUUGGUUGGUGUUCCAGUCUAUCCAUAAACCAUUCUUUUCAGAACACAGUGACGUCAACUUCCAAAAUAACGUUUUGCCUUCUAAGAAACAUAACUUCGCCUUCUGCCAGGAUGUAAACUUCCUUCGGAAUUACAGCAAAUCUCCAACAGUACUUUUAGCAGCCAAACACUCCAGCGGCGGAGGAAAUGCAGGCGCAGAGUGUAAUGGAAUUGUAAGCUGGAUUGAGUUUAUCACCAAAUCCGGACUUCGUAUUUGCCUGAAAGAGCUGUUUGUUCAACGUUUUGAUCCAAUGACUGUGUCGUAUGCAGUAUUGUCAGACAUUUGUCCGGAUGACUGGAUGUAUUUUAAUGGACACUGCUGGAGAAAGGUGUCUUCUUGUGAUUCGUGGAAUGGUAGUCAGGGUACUUGCGCCACUCUUGGAGCUAAUCUUCCCAGUAUCCAUAGCCAGGAAGAAAAUGUUUAUGUCCAAAAUUUACACGGCGGAGAAAAAUCUUGGUUGGGACUGUCUGAUAUCAACACUGAAGGGACAUUUGUGUGGAGCGAUGGGACAUCUUUUAAUUUUCAGUACUGGGAGAAACACCAACCAAACAACUUUCGCAAUCAGGAUUGCGUUCAUACUCUUGGCUUACGUCAUGAAAACAGGUACAGAUGGAAUGAUGUCAAUUGCACAGACUGCCACAGAUUUACUUGCAAGAAAGAUCACGAUGAAUGCAAAGCAUUCUUGCACGAUUGUCCAGUGAACGCCACUUGUGUAAACAAUGAUGGUUCUUAUUCUUGUCGAUGUGCUGUUGGAUAUCGCUUGGAUGGAAAGAGCUGCACAGAUGUGGACGAAUGUAAUGCCUCUGUCCAGGUCUGUGACGCCAAUGCCACUUGUCAGAAUACCCAUGGGUCUUAUCGCUGUACCUGCAAACCUGGAUUUACUGGAGAUGGCAAAAACUGCAGUGGUGAGAUUAAGGAUGAGUACUAAAGAAUUUGGCCUUGUAGAUGCGGAAGAAAGUAGUUCUUCUAUACCCCCUCGCGGUUGUUAUUAUUAUUCCUGCCAAAUUCGAUUUACAAGAGAUGUGGAAACUUGCCAGAGUGAAAGAUAAACGAAUUAAUAAUAUGUAAUAUAAUAUCAAACUCUAAUGUAAGUUUUGGAACAUGAAGUU
This is a messenger RNA of Orbicella faveolata, 2952 nucleotides long. RefSeq lists its product as uncharacterized. Gene Ontology annotation, biological process: cell adhesion. Gene Ontology annotation, molecular function: protein binding; carbohydrate binding; calcium ion binding. The record is from RefSeq and is a predicted model, not a curated record. Lineage: Eukaryota; Metazoa; Cnidaria; Anthozoa; Scleractinia; Merulinidae.